AUGGCCAAGACACUGAUCGGCGCUCUCGCUCUGGCGUCGCUACCCUCGGCGCUCGCCUUCAGCAACACAUCGCCCUUCUUCCUGUUCUCUACCGCUGACUUGCUACUGGAGUCCUCUGGCGCAUCGAUUGCCCAGUCGACCAGCAUCACCGCUGAUGUGCUGGAAGCCCUGAAGGAAUGCCCGACGAACAACUACGUCGUUGUUGAGCAAGAGGGUGUCUCCGCUGCCGACUACGCAGACGGACGCUCGACGCCACGGUUGAGGCAGUACAUGGCUGGCCAGCACGAACAAGUCAAGUCGACCGUUUCCGUCCCAGACGUCGUUGGAAAGGUUGAUGUGGCCGAGAUCACCAAGUACCUCGAGACAAAGUGCGGCUCUGUCAAGACUGUACAACUCGACACACCGCCAGUGUCCAAGGCGCUAAGGGAGCUGUAUAUGGGACAACAAGACCAAUUCCUUGAAGACAGCUUCUCCAAGUACGCCGAGUCGCAAGACUAUACCGUCAUCUACAUCACCACCCCUCCCACCGAGUCACAAGCCAAGGCCCAGCUCGAGGCCGAGCAGCACACCUACGAGAUGGAGAACUCCUUUGGCGAUGCCGUGCAGAUGGAGCUGAAGCGUGACACCUCUGCGCACUACAAGCGUGCAAACUCGACCAGCAACGAGGGUGGUCUCUUCGAGAGGUACCAGUACUUCACACCUGGCCUGUUUAUGGGCUUCGCUGCUAUUAUCCCGCUGUUCUUGAUUCUGCUUGUUGGCAUCCGAGCCCUGACUAGCCUGGAGGUGUCGUACUUUGCUUUUAGCAAGGAGAUGGGUCCAAACGCGCAGAAGAAGCAGCAGCAGCAGCAGUAA
Ascochyta rabiei is the source of this 852-nucleotide messenger RNA. RefSeq lists its product as uncharacterized. Gene Ontology annotation, biological process: fungal-type cell wall biogenesis; (1->6)-beta-D-glucan biosynthetic process. NCBI's taxonomy places the organism in Eukaryota, Fungi, Ascomycota, Dothideomycetes, Pleosporales, Didymellaceae. The transcript has 3 exons. The record is from RefSeq and is a predicted model, not a curated record. Bases 1 to 852 code for a protein of 283 amino acids. Gene Ontology annotation, cellular component: endoplasmic reticulum membrane.